AUGCUGCGCCUGGCGGUGGCUCGUGGCAGGCACGGCGCCACCGCAAAGCAUGACAUCUUUUGCGUGGAGCUCUUUGCCGGAAUCAAGACGGUUUGCGGCGGUUUCAAAGGGUGUGGCUACGACGCCACAUCUUUUGAAGUGGCGGAUUCCCCUUUUGAGAACAUGUUGUCCGGCCUUGGAUGCGUCAAGGACCACGCAAUCAACGUGGACCCGCCGGGCGAGCUUCUGCCGGGCCAGUGGCUGAAUUCCAGCAACGUAUUGCUUGACAAUCGGUGGGUGCUCAAAGCCAUCCUCUCGUUGGAGGUGUUCCGGCAGCGCAAGCCCUCGAAAGCAGAGCUAGAGAUCACUUUGAAGGGCUUGGCUCUCCGCGGCCACGGGGAGAUCGAGUCUUGGCGCGACAGUGAUUCCAAGUUGGCCAUGGCGAUGGCCAUUACUAAGAUUCAGAAGCUGUGGAGCAGCCUUCGCCGCAAGUGGCAAGUGGGCCACCGCGCCAAGCUGGAAAUCCUGCUGCGGCAGAAGGCCUUCAAGCCUCGAGUCCGGAGCGACGGCAUCAAGGUGACGGGGGAGGCUACUCGCUCGUCCGGCCCCAAGCAGUGCCCAAAACCCACCUACGUGUACUCCAACUACCGCAUGAUCUCUGCCCUGUACUUGCCCCUCCCUUCCAAUCACAAGUGGACUGCGGAGAUGAGUGUGAAGUAUGAGGAUUCCUGCGGGAUUCGACGGGUCGCAGGAGGAGCAGACUUAAAGAAAAGUCAGCACUAUCCAAAACUCUUCGGAGCUUCGGUGGCCCAGCUGUGGGUUGCCAACAAGGACCGUUUCCCCCGAUGGAUCAGUAUUUUCUCAACAUGCCCGAAGUCUGUUCAUGCGCCCUUAGGACAUGAUCCAGAAGGAGGUGCGCGAAAAACAGCGACUUGUAUAAAUACCUGA
Effrenium voratum is the source of this 927-nucleotide messenger RNA. The record is from the annotation of a GenBank genome assembly. Lineage: Eukaryota; Dinophyceae; Suessiales; Symbiodiniaceae.